AUGGCUGACAUCACGGCCUCGCCCUCGGCCUCCUCCGCCUCGACCGAGCUGAUGCACAAGGGCUGCAACAUUGGCUUUGAUGCGCUUGAAGCCAAUCGCGCCCUGAACAGAGUCGAGGACAGCGUCACCGCCAGAGAGGCCGCGGUUCCCGUCGAUCUCGUGUGGCGCGACCUCACGUUCGAUGAGCUUGCUCCCACUACCACCUCCACUGGUCGCGAGCCCACACCGAUUAAGCAGGGGCUCAAACGCGUCCUGCACGGCCUCAGCGGACAAGUCCGCACGGGACAGGUACUCGCCAUCAUGGGCGCCUCCGGAAGCGGGAAGACCACACUGCUAAAUUUGCUUUCUGGUCGCAUGAAGUCGAGUACCAAGUGUGUGUCGGGCGGCAAGAUUUUCGUGAAUGGCCAUUCGAGGGAUUAUGAAACCUUUCCGCAGAUUGCAAAGUUUGUCGAACAGGAUGAUACCACGAUGUUUGCGGAACUCACCGUACGCGAGCAGAUUCUCUUCGCAGCCCGCUUGGCCUUGCCCAGCAGCGUGUCGGAGACGCAGAAAGUCGCUCGCGUGGACAAGAUUAUCCAAGAGCUCGGCUUGACCAAGGCGAAGGACACCUACGUGGGUUCGGAGCUUGUCAGAGGCGUCAGCGGUGGUGAAAGGCGUCGCGCGGCUAUCGGUGUCGAGCUGGUCACCGAUCCGUCCUUGAUUUUCUUGGACGAACCUACGACAGGGCUGGACAGUUUUAAUGCGCUUAAUGUCAUGUCUUCUCUGCGCCAGCUCGCGAAAAACGGACGUACAAUCGUUACUACGAUUCAUCAGCCCAGGUCUAGCAUUUUCCAUUUAUUUGAUAUGCUCUGUCUUAUUGCCGAGGGUCGCACUGUCUACUUUGGCCCUGCCGCUGACGUCGCCGACUACUUCGGAAAUCUGGGCUUCCCAAUGCCCGUCAGUUUCAACGUCGCUGACUUUGCCAUUGAUGUUUUGUCCAUUGACCCCCGCACGAAAGAGAAGGAAGUCAAGAGCAAUGCGCGCGUUCAGUAUAUUUCUGACCACUAUCACGAGAGCGUCGAACCCCAGGUAUUGGCACAAGCCCAUGAUUUUAAUGAGAGUGACUCGUUGGGGAAAUUUGCAGGCAGCAAGCGCAAGAACUCAAGUUUCAAGGAAUUCUGCAUUCUCACGCGACGCACUUUGCUUUUGAUGUCCAGAGAACGGCAGCUCAACACUAUUCGACUCAGUCAGACGCUCUUCUUUGGAAUCUUGUUGGGCUUAAUCUGGCUAGACACAGGAAGAGAAACGACUGCGGACGAUCGCCGAGCCGUGCAGGGUGUUAUUUUCUUCAUUGUUAUCAAUCAGUGCUUUGAUGCUGCGUUUGGGAUCAUUUUUUCAUUUCCUGCCGAGAAGGCAAUUAUCAAUCGUGAGCGCUCAAGCGGUUUCUAUCGCGAUACAUCGUAUUUCGUGGGCAAGCAGCUUUGCGAACUUCCUCGAGCUGCGUUCUUCAAUAUCCUGAUGUUAGUCCUUGUAUACUUCAUGGCCGGACUGAAUCCGGAUGCGGGUUCAUUCUUCACCUUCACGCUUAUCUGCAUACUUGUCGCACUUUGCGGUGAGGGUCUUGCACAAUCGAUCUCUGUGUUCGCAGGCGAUGAACAGAUGGCAGCCGCAGUGGUUCCCGUGGCAGUAAUUUUCCAGGUUUUGUUUGGCGGGUUCUUCAUCCGUCCAGACGCCCUAGCUGGGUACAUAAAGUGGAUGCGGUGGCUAUCUUUUAUUUACUACGCAACCAAUGCUGCCAACCAAGUGGAAUUUUUCGGUCGUGGAGACGGUAACAUAGAUGACAUUAUCAUAGAGCAAUUGGAUUCAAGCUUGUCGAAGUGGACAAACAUCGCUGUUGUCGCUGGCUUCGUUGCCGCUUUGAAGUUGACAUACCUGGUCACGCUGCAUCUAACAAAGCCGAGAUUUGAUCGUAACUUGUAAUUGCUGAAGCUUGUCGCCAUCAAAAGGGAGGGUAGCAAGGCUCAAAGAAAAAGCGUGUAAUGGAAAAAAACAAUUUAAAGACUUGUUAUAUCCGCUUUUACCGAGCAUGCUACAUGAGAAGCGUAGGAACCCCAGAAACCGAUUAAACUUUUCACAACCCUGGCAGGCGAUGGCGUGAA
Messenger RNA from Chondrus crispus (carragheen), 2138 nucleotides. RefSeq lists its product as hypothetical. The transcript has 4 exons. The record is from RefSeq and is a predicted model, not a curated record. Gene Ontology annotation, cellular component: plasma membrane. Bases 1 to 1959 code for a protein of 652 amino acids. Gene Ontology annotation, molecular function: ABC-type transporter activity; ATP hydrolysis activity; ATP binding. Lineage: Eukaryota; Rhodophyta; Florideophyceae; Gigartinales; Gigartinaceae.